GCACUGGGGAAAGCUUCCAACACACAAUCCACAACACAGCUUGGGAACUCAAAAGCUACAGAUCCAGCCACUCAACCCCAAGCAUUUCAGAAUCGUGUGCAUUCUCCCAGCACAAGCAAGGAAAGGGGGAAAAGAGCUAGUGCAGAGCACUGAGAGGCAGAAUUUGAGUGCAACUACCUGCUGGAAAAGGAGCUCUUUUUCCUCGCCAAAGCACUGCCUUUGAUGACGUAAAAGCAUUUAAUACAGAAGUUCUGGCGGUGUGAAAUUAAGCUGCAGAAACUCUGGCACUGGAAAACUUCAUCAGAUAACAGGGAGAAAGGUUUAAUCACGAGAAAUGGAUGCUAAAGGAUUACAAGGAGAUGAUAAACUGAAGGUGCUUGUCAUUUUAAUAGCAUAUUUGCUAAGCAAGGUAAUUUGUGAGACUGGAGACUGCAGAGAACAAGAAUUUAGGGACCAGUCUGGAAACUGUAUCCUCUGCAAACAAUGUGGGCCUGGAAUGGAACUCUCAAAGGAAUGCGGCUUUGGAUACGGGGAGGAUGCACAGUGCAUGACAUGCAGGCCAAACAGAUUCAAGGAGGACUGGGGCUUUCAGAAGUGCAAGCCUUGUCUGGAUUGUGCAUUGGUUAACCGGUUUCAGAAGGCCAACUGCUCUGCCACCAGCAAUGCGCUGUGUGGGGACUGUUUACCAGGAUUUUAUAGGAAGACUAAGCUUGGAGGCUUUCAAGACAUGGAAUGUGUUCCUUGUGGUGAUCCUCCUCCUCCCUAUGAGCCUCACUGUACCACCAAGGUAAAUCUUGUGAAGAUCCCUUCAACUGCUUCCAGUCCUCGAGACACUGCUCUGGCAGCUGUUAUCUGCAGUGCACUUGCAACAGUGCUCUUGGCUCUUCUCAUCCUUUGUGUUAUCUAUUGCAAGAGGCAGUUCAUGGAGAAGAAACCAAGCUGGUCUCUGAGAUCACAGGACAUUCACUACAAUGGCUCUGAAUUAUCAUGUUUUGAUAGACCACGGCUAAGUGAAUAUGACCACAGAACAUGUUGCCAGUGCCAAAGAAGUACAUCACAGACAUGUGGACCAGUUCACUUGAUUCCCUCCCUGUGCUGUGAUGAAACCUGUAGCAUGGAGCACAGCAGUCACAGCUGUGCUUUCCACUCACAAACCACGCUCAAUGAAAGAGCUUCUGAUUCUGUUGGAGAAAUGAUUCCUGCUUUCCUUGGUUCUCUUUCACACUCUACUGGUGGAGACAUUCCAGAUGCUUGGCCUCUUAUGCAAAACUCAGCUUGUUGUGACAGCAUUUCUAUCUGUGAAUCAUAUUCAGAACUGACUGGAGGAUCUGCAAAAUCCUGCAGCCUUGAGACUGAAAAUGCACCCGCUGUUGAAUUGGAUAAUAACCAGGAACUAAGUGAAGUACUUAUUUCAGCUAAGUCUCUUGAUGGAAAUGGUGCAAAGUCCUUUGAAAUCUCUGAACACAGAACAUGCAGAGAAGCUUCAUCACUUCGGAACUCAGUGACUGCUGAAAGCCAGCCAGAGUGUAAUGGAACAACAAAUGACUCUACAGACUGAUAAAGAGGGACUGGAGUGAUUUCUCUCAGCUUAAAGCUGAAUGCUUCCUCUACACUCCCCUGCUGAUAUUCAUCAAACAUAGUCUGGUCUUCAGUGUUGCAUGGUUUUCAAACCAGCUGGAAAAAAACAGCAUCAUUUCACACCUUCUGAGCAGUUGUGUCUGAGCUGUAGCAGCUGGGAAGUUAAACUUCAAGGAGCAUCCUAUGAGGACCCUGAAAGUGGAUUUAUGACCUUUUCAAUCUCUUUCUAUUUCCUCAGAGUCUCAAAAUGUCUAAUGGAGUGAGCUUAAUAGUGUAUGUAAAUACAGCAAGAAAUAAAAAUACUUCAGUGUGUUUAGGGGGGUC
Messenger RNA from Parus major (Great Tit), 1902 nucleotides. RefSeq names its product TNF receptor superfamily member 19 (gene TNFRSF19). The transcript has 11 exons. Gene Ontology annotation, cellular component: plasma membrane. NCBI's taxonomy places the organism in Eukaryota, Metazoa, Chordata, Aves, Passeriformes, Paridae. Bases 335 to 1558 code for a protein of 407 amino acids. The record is from RefSeq and is a predicted model, not a curated record. Gene Ontology annotation, biological process: positive regulation of JNK cascade; positive regulation of canonical NF-kappaB signal transduction. Gene Ontology annotation, molecular function: signaling receptor activity; protein binding.